AUGUGUGAGGCACUAUGGGCGAUGGCUAGACAAUCUCUUUCAGCACGUUUUUUCUUUGGUCAAUCUCAAGAAAUAGAAGUUGAUCCAAGCAAAGUAGAGACAAUUCUGAAUUGGCAAGGCAAGGUGAUCGUAUAUAUGUCAAGGAGAUGGCUUGAGUUAGUGAAGGACUAUGGCUGCGAAAUCCAUUAUCAACUAGGCAAGGCAAAUGUGGAAGUAGAUGCCUUUAGUAGGAAGAUGAUGGGUCAAGUGGGGAUGUUGACCACACAAAGUCCUUUAUGGAAGGAGUUCAAGCGAUUAAAUCUUGAGUUUGUCACGGCUCCACUUAAUGUUAAGGACUUCACAAUAACUAAAGAUGAGGCAUUGUGCCAUCACGGACGACUAUGUGUACUGGACUUCAAGAUGUUGAAAAAUGAAUUAUUGAAGAAGGCUCACUUUGCUCCAUAUUCGAUGCAUCUAGAAAGUACAAAUAUACCGAGAUCUAAAAAUGGUGUUUUGGUGGAGAGGAAUAAAGAAGGACAUAGCAUUGUAUGA
Molecule: messenger RNA, 531 nt
Organism: Olea europaea var. sylvestris
Lineage: Eukaryota; Viridiplantae; Streptophyta; Magnoliopsida; Lamiales; Oleaceae
Exons: 5
Coding region: 1-531 (176 amino acids)
Source: RefSeq, a predicted model, not a curated record